Pimephales promelas (fathead minnow) is the source of this 2254-nucleotide messenger RNA. RefSeq names its product growth differentiation factor 7 (gene gdf7). Lineage: Eukaryota; Metazoa; Chordata; Actinopteri; Cypriniformes; Leuciscidae. Gene Ontology annotation, molecular function: growth factor activity; cytokine activity. The record is from RefSeq and is a predicted model, not a curated record. Gene Ontology annotation, cellular component: extracellular region. Gene Ontology annotation, biological process: BMP signaling pathway.
GCAAAGGGGAGUUUCCAAAGUCAUCAAGUCCAUCCAACUUUACCAUUUUCGGCCAGAGACCACUGAAAAUGACUCCCAAGAAGACUGCCGCUCCCUUCCUAUGGCUUUCCUUUUGCUUUGGGAAUAUUAUUGAGGCAGUGGUGCUGGGAUCGGCGCAGUACCCCUCUGAUAACGGGCUUCACUCACAUCUGGAUGCGCGCGGUCCUGCUGAAGACAGCACGAGCUCCACAUCUGUUCAUGUUCCGUCUUACAUGAUCUCUCUGUACAGGACUCUAUCGGAACUGGACCGACGAGGAGGCAACGGCAGCCAGACGCGCACCAGGAGAUAUGCCAACACAGUGACCAGCUUCAUGGACCUGGGACAAGAUGAGCUUUCCCUGAAGUUCCAUCAGCAGUACACAUUCAACCUGUCUGGUCUCUCACGACUGGACGAACUGAUGGAGGUGGAGCUGCGGGUUCUGAGGAGGCCACCGCCCGACGUCUUGAGUUUAAUCUCCCGUGGUGGGAACCUGUACCGACUUCUCCUUCACACCUGCUCCAUCCCGGGAUCCUCUCACCAAUCUCUACUCCUCACCUCCAGGACCAUUGAUCUUCUAGGUACUGCUUCAGCCACAUGGGAUGUGUUUGACGUUGGCGCAAGCGUGAAGACCCACCUCAAGUUGCACAGGACCUUGGAAGGCAGCAGGCCACUGUGUUUCAGCAUAUCGGCCGUUUCUGAUUCAAAUAACGAGGCCGUGCAUCCCAGCAUGCUGGGUCUGAGCCACGAGGAUCAGCAGACCCAUGAAAGAGCCUUACUGGUGGCCUUUUCUCGAGCUCGGCGGAAAGAGAACCUCUUCAGGGAGAUCCGUGAGAAGAUAAAGGCCAUGAAAAGUCAUAAAUUUCCCACACGGGAGCAUGAUAUUAAAAGUCAUCCAAGACAUCGGCGGAGGAGACGGACGGCACUAGCAGGCCGUCCUGGUGUGGGACCCGUUACAGGAGGCGGCGGUGGAGGAAAGGGAGGUGGCAGACGGAGAACACGUUGCAGCCGGAAGCCGCUUCACGUGAACUUCAAGGAACUGGGUUGGGACGACUGGAUUAUUGCACCACUAGAUUACGAAGCUUAUCACUGCGAGGGUUUGUGUGACUUCCCGUUGCGCUCACACCUGGAACCGACCAACCAUGCCAUCAUCCAGACUCUCAUGAACUCCAUGGACCCAGAGUCCACCCCUCCAAGCUGUUGCGUUCCUUCUAAACUCAGUCCCAUCAGCAUCCUGUACAUUGACUCUGGGAAUAACGUAGUUUAUAAACAGUAUGAGGACAUGGUGGUGGAGAGUUGUGGGUGCAGGUAGCAAUGUGAGCGAGGGGUGACCUACCCCUGGACCCUAUACGAAAGCUGCCGCUGCCUCAUACGCAGAGGCCGAGCACUGCAUUGUGGGGCAAGACGAAGCAGUCAGAGCUGGUGAGAGGGACAGUGUGUAAAUGUGUGACAACGAGCAUGCGUGUAUGUUCAGACGGCGAUAAGACAUUGAGUUGUGUUUAUGAAGCGAGCAUAGGACGUGUGUGCCAAACGGCUCCAAAUUCCCUUACAACACCAAAUAAACAACUCCUCAACAGAAAAUGAGUGAAAACCUGGGCUUUCCAGAUUAUUUUACAUCCUGUUAAUAUAAACUCAAUGAUAGAGUGUUGAAGUAUCCUUGCAGCAGGGGUAAAAAAGUUGGCCCCGUUAAGACUCGGAGUCUGAGAAUCUGUCAGCGGUAGCACGCAACUAUAACGUGUAUAACAGUAAAGGUGCUAUGCAUGACAGUCAGCUUAUAUUCAAGAUGAAAUAGCUCUGCAGAAUUCGAUAGUUCCUCUGAAAAUGUUUCUCAGAGGAGUCUAGCCGCCUUAAUCAAAUACGGCAUUGACUGAGUGGAAGUUAACACUUUUGACUCCAUUCUAAAUCUAAGAGGUCAAAGUGUAGCUGGUUAGCCUGGCCUCAUUAGCUCCUGCUGGUAAAUGUCACAUCUACACCAUGCGGCUGCAGAAGCACCUUUCUCAAUUGACGGCCAUUCAAAAAAAGCUGUAUAUUCUAAUGGAAUAAAAAAAAAAAUUAAAACACAGAUCUUUUAUUAUAUUAAAGUAGGUAUUUUACCAGGAUUUUUAAAGUGUAAAACUUGCAAACAGUCUUUUGUAACAGUGCAGGACAGUCACUAGUAGUGGAUUUGGGACUGUGCAUGUAUUCUCAUCCGAAGAUGUCAUCUAACUGACGCUUUUGACCAUACGCCAACAUCCAACG